Molecule: messenger RNA, 1410 nt
Organism: Tetrahymena thermophila SB210
Lineage: Eukaryota; Ciliophora; Oligohymenophorea; Hymenostomatida; Tetrahymenidae
Product: MFS transporter
Exons: 8
Biological process (GO): transmembrane transport
Cellular component (GO): membrane
Molecular function (GO): transmembrane transporter activity
Source: RefSeq, a predicted model, not a curated record
AUGAUAACAACUGAAACAAAAAUCUAACCUGUAUCUUAAGAGGUUCUUAAAUAAACAUAAAAUGAAGAGGAAUUUCGUGAUUAUCCAUACAGAUGGUGGAUUGUAGUUCUAUUUUGCUUUCCUAAUAUGAUGAAUGGUAUAGAAUGGAUCACAUUCAGUUCAAUCUCAUCACAAGUAUAAUAAGCAUAUGAUUAAACCUAAUUUGUGGUAACUCUUACUUCACUAGUAUGGAUGAUAAUUUACGUUUUCAUAAAUUUUCCUUCUAAUUAUAUACUCUCAGAUAAAGGAUUGAAAAUAGGAGUUUUCACUGGUAUAUUUUUUACUAUUUUAGGAGCUUGGGUUAGACUGCUUAUAAACGAAAGCUUUGGAUGGGCUAUUUUAGGUUAAAUUUUUGGAGCUAUAGGUCAACCCUUUAUUCUAAAUGCACCAGCAUAGAUAGCAUCUGUAUGGUUUAAACCUAAAUAAAGAUAAAUGGCCACAGCUAUAUUGUCAUUAAUUAAUAUAAUCGGAGUUGGUAUAGGAUUCUUAUUUCCUAGCUUUAUUGUUAGUUCCACUUACUCAAACGAUACUAGGAAUUAGAUUUAUGAUUUAAUGUUAGUAUAAGCAAUUGUUAUCACUGCAUGUUGCAUUCCUUCUGUCAUAUUUUUCAGAGAAAAGCCACCUACACCUCCAAGUCAUGCUGCUAAUACAGAAAAAACCACUUUUAGAGAAUCAAUGCCUAAGCUUAUCAAAGAUAAGGAUUUUUUAUAUUUAUAUAUUUCUUUUGGUUGUAUUUUGGGAAAUUUCAACUCAAUAGCAACACUAAUUAAUUUCUACCUAGAAAAAUUCUCUUACACAACAGAUGAAACAAGCUAUGUUGGAGCCAUUUUCAUAGUUUCAGGUUUAAUUGGUUCAGCUAUUAUCACCUCUAUUGUAGAAAAAAAUCAUAGGUAUAAGUUUGUAAUGAUAGUAACUAGUGUUAUAUCAAUCUUUUGCUAUUCAUUUAUGAUGGGAGUUUUACCAAUUGAAAAUUUUGGGCUUUAGUGUUUUGCAUUCUUUCUUUAUGGAUUUUUUGCAACUCCUUUAAUUCCUAUUUCUCUUGAAUUUGCAUGUGAAAUAACCUUUCCUAUUUCAGAAACUAUCAGUUCUGGAUUAAUUUAUAAAUCAGGAUAAUUAUUUGGAGUUCUUCAUAUUAUUAUUUCAGCUCAAGCAAUAGGUGUUGAUAGCUAAAAUAACGUUUAUAUUUGCUUAGGAAUAGGUCUUAUAAUUCAAAUUAUAGGUUUAAUUUGUAUAGCAUUAGUUAAUGAAAAUUUAAAGAGAAAACAUGAAGAAAAAAAGUAAAGUGAACAAAAAAUAAAACUAACAGAGUAUCCUUAAAGUAUUUAAUUAGUUUAAGAAAAUUCAAGUAAAUAGACAAGUAGUAAUAAUUGA